Messenger RNA from Setaria italica (foxtail millet), 1545 nucleotides. Its product is annotated as transcription factor MYB44. Gene Ontology annotation, cellular component: nucleus. The transcript has a single exon. The record is from RefSeq and is a predicted model, not a curated record. Gene Ontology annotation, biological process: regulation of DNA-templated transcription. NCBI's taxonomy places the organism in Eukaryota, Viridiplantae, Streptophyta, Magnoliopsida, Poales, Poaceae. The coding region runs from base 197 to 1273 and encodes 358 amino acids. Gene Ontology annotation, molecular function: RNA polymerase II cis-regulatory region sequence-specific DNA binding; DNA-binding transcription factor activity, RNA polymerase II-specific.
ACACCAACGAACCAACUCCUCCGGCCAGGAGGAAACAAAGCCUCGGCUCCAAGCCUCUCCAACCACACCCCCCACGUCGCGUCCGUUCUUAUAUACGCAGCAGCCCCCUGCCCCGCCGGCGGCGAGAGAGAGAGAGAGAGAGAGAGAGAGGGACAUGUUCUUCUAGAUCGAUCGGGCGCGGCUGGCGAACGACGCAAUGGCGGCGCCGAGCGGCGGCGCGGGAGGAGUGGAUGGCGGCGGCGGCCCGGCGGGGUCGGGUUCUGGAGGAGGCGAAGGCAACGGGAGGGUGAAGGGGUCGUGGACGCCCGAGGAGGACGACCUGCUGCGGCGCGCCGUGGCGCGGCACGGCCCGCGGAACUGGAGCCUGAUCAGCGCGGAGAUCCCGGGGCGGUCGGGCAAGUCGUGCCGGCUGCGGUGGUGCAACCAGCUCAGCCCCGGCGUGGAGCGCCGCCCCUUCACGCCCGAGGAGGACGCGAUCAUCGUCGCCGCGCACGCGCAGCUCGGCAACAAGUGGGCGACCAUCGCGAGGAUGCUGCACGGACGCACCGACAACUCCGUCAAGAACCACUGGAACUCCACGCUGCGCCGCCAGCGGAGGGCCGCCGCCGCAGCCGCCAACGCCGGGUGCGCCGCGUUGCCGCUUUGCCCGCUCGCGGCGGCUGCAACGGCCGCCUCGGGCCCUCCCCUCGCGCUCCGGCAUCUGCUGCUGGAUCCCAAGGAGUCGUCGCCAUCGCCGGCAUCCGCCGUCCCGUUCCAGCCCCUGGAUCUCAAGCGGGGGGACGACGGCGGCGACGACGAGGAAGACGAGGAGGAGGACGACGAGGACGGCAGCAGCGAGGACUCCGUGCUGAUGCCACCGCCCAAGAAGCGGCCUUGCAUCGGCGUCGGCCCCGGCCAAUCGCAUCCUUCUCUCUGUGCGGCGAAGAAGCCGGAGCACACGAAGCCUCUUCCGCCACCGACACCGGCCGCGCCGGCCGAACCGGUGACGUCGCUCACCCUCAGCCUGCCGGGCGUCGGCGGCGGCAGCGGGGCCGUCCCCGAGGCCCCGGCACCGCAGGGCGCCGUGUCGGCUGCGGCGACGAGCUUGGACGGGGUUGCCAAGAUGCGGGCGAAGCUGGAGCAGGAGUGGCCGUGGCUGCAGCCCGUGAUUCGGCAGAUGAUCUGCGAGGAGGUGCAGCGGCACCUGCAGGGGGCGUACGUGCCCUGCUCGCUCGUCGCGUCGCCGGCCGCCGGCGGGGCCGACGGCCGCGCAGCUGCCAGCAGCCAGGACUGAUUGACAUGAUCAUGAUCGGUGUGCGCCUUCAGACGAACCGACGGACGUACGGGACGCGAUCGAUCGGCCGAGCGAGUUUCGCCAUCAUCUAACUCCUUGCUGUUUCUUCGUUCAUCGCAUGAACAUGUCCAUGGUCAUCGUGCAUUUGAUAGGAUUUUAGGAUAGUUCAUGGAUCAAUUUUACUUACUCUAGCUAGCUAGCAGCGGUAAUCUAAGCAAGUUACAGACGACUGUAACCAUUUUCGAUAGAUUAAAACUUCCAUAUAUUUUCUU